Molecule: messenger RNA, 3708 nt
Organism: Recurvomyces mirabilis
Lineage: Eukaryota; Fungi; Ascomycota; Dothideomycetes; Mycosphaerellales; Teratosphaeriaceae
Gene: PRP5
Product: pre-mRNA processing RNA-helicase
Exons: 3
Coding region: 1-3708 (1235 amino acids)
Molecular function (GO): ATP binding; RNA binding; RNA helicase activity
Source: RefSeq, a predicted model, not a curated record
AUGGCCCGCUCACCAGGCCGCAGAACUGACGACCGCUACGACCACCGCGAUGAUCGUGGAUCUCAGAGACACUCACGUGGUGAGAGGGAUAGAGAUGUAAGAUACCACCGUUCGCGUAGCCCGCCACGACGCGAGUUGAUGAACAAGCAGCCCCGCCAAGAUAACCGAGAUCGCUAUCACGAGCGUGAUCGGGACCACCGUCCUCGAAGCAGGUCACGCGACCGCCGAGACAACUACGAUGACCGCCGCCAUCGAGACAGGCGCGGUGACCGUGAUCGCAAGCAUAGCAGGGAUAGAGAGCCGGUGAGAGAUCGUGACAGGCACCAUCGCUCGUCCCGCUACGGUGAUGACUACGAUGACCGUGACAGGAAGCGACCACGCAGAGACUCCAACUCCUCACCUCCUCCACGUGGAUCUCGAGGUCCUAGCAGGGAUCGGGGAAGUGUGAGAUCGGGCACUGGACGGGACAGCCAGACUCCCCGUCCACCCACGGCGGACGAGAUUGCAGCCAAAGCCGCAGAAGAAGCCUACUUAGCCAAGCUCGCCAAGGUUGCGGCCUGGAAAAAGUCUCUGGCUGACAAGAUGAAUCCCAAUGGCUCAAGCAGUGGUAAUGCUUCACCAGCUGUAAAGACUGAAGGCGCAUCUUCGCCAUCGCCCGCCGUCCAUUCACCGUCUGCAAUGACUAAGACUGAGUCGCCCCGCACCAAGGAGGAAGCUGAAGACGAAAAGCCAGUUACGACCUCUCCACCCGCAAGCUACAGCGGCAAAUUCGACCACAAGGCUAUAGCUAAGCGUGCUGCUGCAAAGAUGGCUAAAAUGAAGGGUGAGCAGGGAGGUAUCCUUGGCAGCAGCGCAAUUAUCCCCAAACAAGCGGAGACUGCUCGUGCUUCCAAUCUUGCACCGCAGCCAGACGGGAGCAGAGCGGCUCUCUCAGGGCGCGCACACGGUAAAUCUUACCUCCUGCGUCAAGAUGCCGGAUUCGAGCUCACAUACAUCACAGGAACUUCCGCAGUGGCAACCAACGGCAAUGCAAAAGUCUCCGGGUUCGGGCUUAACAAGACCGUUGCCGAGAAGGCAAUUGACGAGGCUAACGUUGCCAUGACAGAUCUCGGUGGUGAUGAAGAUGUCAAACGUAAGCUCGAAAGACUUCCUGACGAGGGUCGACUUGCCAGGAUCACGCAUAGCAUGAACGUCAGUCGGCCUCAUCAGGACGAAGACGACGAGGAUGACCUUCGCUCUGAUGAAGAAGAGGCUGCUGCCACACGCGAGGCUGCCCUGAAUCGAGCUCGAGCUACGCAGGAUGAAGAAGAAGAUGGCUUCGCUAUCCGUGGCGCUUCUCGUAGGACGAGUGCUGACGUGCCAAUGAAGGACGAAGAGGAUGAGGUCGACGAGCUCGAUGCCUUCAUGGAAGCCCUCGUUGCACCCGACACUGCUACGACGACUGGUGGUCAAGGCAGAAAGCAGGUACAGGUCUUUAGCCUGAGUGACGAUGAAGACGAGCUCGAGGCUGUUGGCGAUGGUAUGGACGACAUCUCAGCUAUGGCAGCCAAGCGGAAAAGGAAAGAGAUUCCCACAGUCAACCACGCCAAAGUGCAGUACCCAGAUUUCCGCAAGGCUUUCUACACGGAGCCUGUCGAGCAUACCGAGAUGAGCAAAGAAGACGUCGAUAUACUUCGUGCCGACCUUGAUAACAUUACCUGUCUUGGUGGCAACGCACCGACACCCAUCACGAAAUUCUCCCAGGGUGGGUUUGGUGCUCAGAUCCUGGAUGUAAUUCGUGGUCUCAAGUUCGAGAAGCCCACACCAGUCCAGGCUCAGACGCUACCAGCCAUCAUGUCUGGUCGCGACACUAUCGGAAUUGCGAAAACUGGAUCUGGAAAGACUGUCGCCUACCUGCUACCCAUGUUCCGGCAUAUCAAAGAUCAGCCGCCACUUGACAAGUUUGAUGGCCCCAUCGGCUUAGUCCUCGCUCCAACUCGUGAGCUCGCAACACAGAUUCAUCGUGACUGCAAGCCGUACUUGCGUGCGCUCAACCUCCGCGCAGUCUGCGCAUACGGUGGGGCACCAAUCAAAGACCAGAUUUCCGAGCUCAAACGCGGUGCUGAAAUCGUCAUUUGCACGCCCGGUCGCAUGAUCGAUCUUCUCGCUGCCAACUCUGGCAGAGUGACGAAUUUAAAACGUAUCACGUAUGUGGUGCUGGACGAGGCCGAUCGUAUGUACGACAUGGGCUUUGAGCCGCAAAUUGCCAAGAUCCUCGUCAACAUUCGUCCAGAUCGUCAGACUGUGCUCUUCUCCGCCACACUACCUAAGACAAUCGAGGCUGUGCAGAAGAAAGCACUGAACAAUCCUUUGCGAAUCAUGGUUGGUGGACGCAGCGUAGUUGCUGAUACAAUCACUCAGAUCGUAGAGGUGCGUACGGAGGACAGCAAGUUCCGUCGUGUGCUCGAACUUUUAGGUGAGCUCACGAGGGACGAGAACGAAGAUGCUCGAUGUCUCAUCUUCGUGGAGAGGCAAGAGACUGCUGAUAAGGUUCACAUGGAUCUCAAUAACAGAGGCUACCCGGCGUUGUCCAUCCACGGUGGCAGGGAACAAGUCGACCGCGACCAAGCUCUCAGCGACUUCAAGUCUGGCGCUCUACCCAUCAUGGUCGCUACAUCUGUCGCUGCCAGAGGCCUGGACGUCAAGCAGCUCAAGUUAGUUAUCAAUUUCGAUGCGCCAAAUCAUCUGGAGGACUACGUCCAUCGUGCCGGUCGUACAGGUCGAGCUGGAAAUUUGGGUACAGCUGUCACAUUCGUUCGUCCAGACCAGGAUCGCUUCGCUUCGUUCCUUAUCAGGGCAUUGAAGGACAGCAAGCGAGAAGUUCCUAACGAGCUAGUCGAGCUUGACAAGCAGUAUCGGGAGAAAGUGUCCGCGGGCGAAGUCAAGAAGAUUUCUGGUGCAGGCUUCGGUGGCCGUGGUAUAGAGCGGAUUGAAGAAGCUCGUAAUGCCGAGCGUGCCAUUCAAAAGAGAACGCACAAGACUGGCGAUGAAGCGGACGAUGAAGAAGAUGACAAAGAGGAGAAGCCAGCCAAUAAGAAACAGACCGAGGUGGAAAAGAUGCUGGCGAAGGCUACCGGACAGGUCAAAGACCGCGAUGCUGAACGCGAGCAGGAGAAGACGUCGGCUCAGGAAUCCGGCGUGUUGCCUUCUGCCCUUGCUCUCCAUCUCAGUCAGGCGAUGCGUGUUGAGAAGAGGGUUGCACCGGAGCCGACGAAGAGUGGCGCGACGGGCAGUAAGCCUGGUAACGACAGGCUUGCUCGAGUCGCGGCCGCUGCUGCGAACAUCAAUAGUCGGCUUGGCGCGAAAGGUGCUCAACGCCCCGGCAUCCCAGUCGACAAUCGUGGCCCCGACGCCGGUGCCUUCCACGCCACGCUCGAGAUCAACGACUUCCCGCAGAAAGCCCGCUGGGCCGUCACGAACCGUACUAACGUCGCCAAGAUCCUCGAGUCUACUGGUACGAGUAUAACCACCAAGGGAAAUUUCUAUGCUACAGGCAAGGAGCCGGCGGAGGGAGAGUUGCCGAAAUUGUAUAUCUUGGUCGAGGGAGAUACGGAAGUUGUGGUUGAGCAGGCUAUGAGAGAACUGACUAGACUGUUGAGGGAGGGAACUGUGGCGGCGCUGGAGGCGGAGGCAGGAAGUGGAGGUGGAGGGAGAUAUAGUGUCGUCUGA